Cylindrotheca closterium is the source of this 1287-nucleotide messenger RNA. Lineage: Eukaryota; Bacillariophyta; Bacillariophyceae; Bacillariales; Bacillariaceae. The record is from the annotation of a GenBank genome assembly.
AUGGGUUCACGAAAAUCAAACUCGCAUCCAUUGAUCCAAAACAAGCAACACCAUCAACGAAACAUGACCAAUGCCAUCAUGAACACAUCAAUGGUAUGCUUGAUCUUGCUUGCAUUUUCAUGCGUAGCUUUUGCGGAUGUAUCGCCAUUCUACAAAGUUAACACAAACGUCAAGGGACAGGAGUCCAAUGAACGACGAUUGAGAGAUAUUCAUGGAUCGCAAGAACAAGAUUCCAUCAGGGCUUCUAUCCUCAAUGCCCGAAGGUUGCAAGCCAUACAUGUCCCUGGAGGCCGAGCAGUUGUUGUUACAAGCAAGGGAAAGCCCCAUCUUGGAGAGAUGGGAAAAGGAAAGGGAGGCUUCAAAUACAAGGAUCGUUCGACUAGCAGCAGUAGCAGCAGUAAGAAGAGCAGCAAGAGCUCAAAGAAAGGAAAGGGUGGAAAAGGAAAAGGUGGAAAGGGAAAAGGUGGAGUUAUCCACAACCCCAUUCCUACACACCCUGUUCCUACCGGUACACACCCCGUUACCGCUCCUCCACUCACAAGCCCCACCAUGGCCCCCACCAUGGCCCCAGUUGAUGCCAUCAGUGGUGACAUCCCAAACGAAGUCAUCAGUGGUGACACCCCAAACGAUGUCAUCAGUGGUGAUAUCCCAAACAAUGUCAUCAGUGGUGACACCCCAAACGACGCUAUCAGUGGCGACACCCCAAACGACGCUAUUAGUGGUGAUACACCCAAUGCCGCUAUUAGCGGUGACACCCCGAACGACGCUAUUAGUGGUGACACCCCAAAUGACGCUAUUAGUGGCGAUGAUCCAGUCAAUGGCGAUCCUGUCAGUGGUGAUGAUGUCAGUGGCGAUACUGGUUCCUCGGGGCAACUCGUCUUGAAUUUCAUCAUGGAAAGUACAGAGGUCAAUAGUCUUGAUGACCAAGCCAACUUCCAACUUACGACUACGCUAACCUUGAAUGGCGACCUUUUCGAUCUCAUCGAGGAGGACGAUGGAACAUUUUCAAGAGGAAGCGCAAAUCUUGGAGACUUCAGAGGUGUCUGCACAAUUACAGGAGUAGAACACUACCUUUGCAGUUACGAACUUUACUUCCGAACCAGAGGUUCAGUUGGUGCUGGAGGUAUGGCUAUCAAGGGACCAGUCUCUGCUGCGGAAAGUGUAGCAGUCGUGACUGGUACAUCUUUUGACUACUCGAUUUACGAUACUGGAUCUGUGACUUUGUUCCAAGAUCCAAACAACAGAUGGCUCAUUGCUCGCACAGAGCUAUUCUUGCAAAACUCAUAA